Molecule: messenger RNA, 3237 nt
Organism: Bemisia tabaci
Lineage: Eukaryota; Metazoa; Arthropoda; Insecta; Hemiptera; Aleyrodidae
Gene: Nf-YC
Product: nuclear factor Y-box C
Biological process (GO): regulation of transcription by RNA polymerase II
Cellular component (GO): nucleus; CCAAT-binding factor complex
Molecular function (GO): RNA polymerase II cis-regulatory region sequence-specific DNA binding; DNA-binding transcription activator activity, RNA polymerase II-specific; protein heterodimerization activity
Source: RefSeq, a predicted model, not a curated record
CUAACCUCAAAUUUUGGCUGGGAAUGGUCUUUUGUUUAGCUUUUUUAAUAAUUUCCGGUUUUAAAUAAAAAUCUCUCAUCGGAGUGAUAAUUUUUUUUUAAAUUUUGUGCCUCUACAACUUUCAAGUUUGAGUUGAAAAUGUCGGUUUAUCUUGUAAAUACGACCGACAGUGAAGAUGUUGAUUCACCUCAAGCAGCUGGUGAUUCACCCGGCGACCCUAAUAAGUUUUUCAUCACAGCUGAAGCACAAGAGGUUCUUAACUCCUUCUGGCCCAAAGUAAUGGAAGAAAUUAGAAGCAUUGGACAGCUGGAUCUGAAGAAUCAGGCCUUACCAUUAGCCCGAAUUAAGAAGAUAAUGAAACUGGAUGAAGAUGUGAAGAUGAUUAGUGCUGAAGCUCCCAUGUUAUUCUCUAAAGCAGCUGAAAUAUUUAUUCACGAGUUGACUCUACGAGCAUGGCUCCACACUGAAGAUAACAAGCGCAGGACCUUGCAGCGAAACGACAUUGCCAUGGCGAUAUCCAAGUAUGAUCAGUUUGAUUUUCUAAUUGAUAUUGUUCCUCGAGAUGAAGUCAAAGUGAAUCGAACGAGUAGUGAUGGCACAAAAACAUCUAUGAAUCCAGAUCAGGUGCACUACUACUUUCAACUAGCUCAACAACAUCAAGCUGCUCUUCAACAGUCCAAUUCCACAGCAACCACAAACGCACAAACAAUCCAAGUAGUUCCCGCAUCAACACAGUUACAAACAGUGACAAUCAACAAUGAUGCUGGAGAUCAGAAUGCCUCUGCUACUAACACAAACACUUCAAAUACAUCAACCACUUCUCAAGUAAUCCAGAUAUCAACCCCCACUGCUACCACCGCAUCAGCUAGCACAAACAACCAAGCUCUGGGAAAUAUUCAACUGGUUCAGCAAGUUGUCACUCCUUCAGGAGAAGUCCAACAAGUACCUAUACAACUGAGUCCCGCUCAAUUACAACUUAUAAGAAUGCAGCUACAGGGGAAUAGCAAUCAACCGAUCAUACUGCAAACAUCAUCUGCAAUUCAGGGACAACCUCAAGUGAUUCAGGUUCCUCAAACAGGCACUGCAGCAACACCUGUGUUCUUAUCGACAAGCAAUGCUUCAACAUCUGAAGGGGAAUAGCUGAAUACAGCCAUUUAAAUUGCGCAACAAACUUUGCCUCUAAUUCAAGAUGCCUGAAGAUGCAGUAAUGCUCAAAUCCUCAACUACUGUUUCAGUAUUCAGAAGAUGAUUAUUUGUAGUAGGGGUACCAAAUGCCCCCCCCCCUUUAAGUAGGUAUUUGAGCUACAAAUGCUUUAUUUUAUUCUCAUCUGUUCAAACAUAACCUCAAAAAGUUUUAAGUGAGCCAGUUUUUUUAGACAGGAGUAUUUUGAUGGUUAUAAUUUUGAGAACAGUCAAAAUUUAUUAUAUCUUUUCAAAAUCCAAGUUUCUUCGUCCAGUAAAUACAAAGGUAUUUCUUUUCCAAAACUUUCGUGAUUGACCUUAUCCCCCAAAGCACAGCAUACCUUAGUAAGAUCUAGAUUUUUUGGGUCUGACAAAUCAAUGCAUUAAAUUGAGGAAUCCACUAAUUCAAAUAAGCUUGAAGGCCUUGAAGGCACCGGAAGAUUGAUCUGUUAAAUCGCCAAACCCAUUAAGUUGCGAAAUCCUUUAAAUCCUAAUUCGAUAAAUUGAGGUCUCAUCGUAGUUCUAGCACCAUCUUUACUGCAGUUUUAUUUUAUGAAGGAUGUAAAUGAAGUAAAAAAUACAAAAUGCAUCUUAGACUGAUGAAUUAAUAAUAGAAGGAAUUCAAACUUGAUACCCUUUACUGCAGUGGAUGAUGUCAAUUAUGUACCAUGAUUAUUCAAAGGACGAUACCGCUAUUUUUAUUGGGAGAAGUAACUAGAUAUUUUGAAAGGUCUCAUCACUUUCGGGCAAAUCUACAACAUUUAAUUAUUAAAACCUGGUGCUGUGCACCUGACUUACUCCUUGGAAUGUAAAUAAAGAAAAUAUAUCCAAGCAAUUCUGAUGAGGUAUGUAUCAGUAUCUAUUGACAAUGGACUGGAAGUUGAGGUCUUGGUUACUGUAUUCUUCGACUAAUUUCAGUUUCAAAUUUCAAGCAGAAAUAGUAUGCACAGUGCAAAUUAACAGGUGCAAAGAAAAAGGAAAAAAUUAAGUAUUUGGUUUUAUAUAACGUUAACUAGUGUAGGAAACUAGAUGAUGCUGUCCAUAAACUUCUUUCGUUUUAUAUGCGUUCGUUACAAACUUUGAUUAACCACCACUCAGUUAUUUUUCAACUUUCUUUUUUUUUGUGUGAGAUUUUGAAAAAGAAAGGUGUAAAAAAAUAAUGCUUUAAUGUUUACUAGUUAUUUUUUCCUCAAUGUAACCUUUUUCCUGAACAUUGAAAAUUGAUCUCAAAGUAAAUUCAUAGUAAAUUAUACUUGAAGUUUGGCUUAACUGUGAAAAUUUUAGUUUCGUGAGAGUGUUGUAAUAAAUAACUUCCUCUGAGUUGCUGUGCAGCUGUUCACAUUACCCAUCUGUUAUGGGGGAAAAAAAAUGUAAAAACACAUGUAAUAUUUUCCUGCUCCGAAAUAGAUAUUUUAAAUUGAAAACAAAUCCAAUCCACUCGUAUAUAUACAUGAAUAUUUUAAAGAAAUCUUAUCACCUCUCCAUUUCAGAUUGAACUUUGUAUUCUGAAGAAAGAAUAUAGACGGUGAAUUUCCCAAAUAUCUCAUCAUGUAUCUCGGUUUGCAACGUUGCAGACUUCCUAUCAUACUUAAUUUUGUAAUUAGAGAACUAGUCGAGGUCAAUCCCUGUAAACUUCUGUGAUUUUUAUUUUCAGUUUGAGGCAAAUUUUGAACAACCUCAAGGAAUGAUGUUAAUUUUUUCCCCUGUAAAGAAGUAAAAUUAAAAUAGAAAUUUUUAAACACAGCAAACAAGACACGUGGUUCGGGAAUUUCUCCGUUAAUAUUUCUUUACUAUUAUCAUAUGUGUAAAUAAUGGGAUGCUUUUGAUUCUCAAUUUACUUCAAGAUGGAUAGAUAGUUUUCUAGUUUAGGCUUUUUAAUAUUUGUAUAGUAAAAUACUUUGUACCUAGAAUCAAUCUACCUAUUUUCACUGUAAAUAUGUAAAUGAAUAUUUUAUUGUAAAUUCUGUAAUUCUUAUACGAUAUUUUUUGACUGUCAAGUGUGAUUGUUUUUCCUUUCUUUUUCUUUUAUUUAAAAUAAACACAUCAAAUAGAACA